CCCAACACAAAGACACGUCAACUUGUGCACGUCCAGUCAUGAAGACGGUGUUGGUGUCCACCUUGUUGAUGAUGAUGAUGAUGAUGUGUGUUUCAUCUCCUCCAUCUUGCGGUCUGCUUGGACAGCCUGGAUGUCCCGUGAAGGUUAAUAAGACAUCUGCUGACCCAGCACACAUUUUCCCGUCAAAGUUUCCAUCCCACGAGACGUCAAAGAUUAAGACCAAGACGUCAAAGUUUGCGACCAACAAGACAUCAAAGUAUCCAUCCAUCGAGACGUCAAAAUUUACAUCAAAUGAGACGUCAACGAUUAAGACCAAGAUGUCAAAGUUUGCGACCGACGAGACGUCAAAGUAUCCAUCCAACGAGACGUCAAAAUUUCCGUCCAAAGAGAUGCCAAAGUUUCAGACCAAUCGGACGCCAAGGUUUCCAUCAAAUGAGACAUCAAAGUUUACGUCAACGAUUACGUCCAAGUUUGUAACGUUUCCAACCAAAGAGAUGUUAAAGCUUCCAUCCAACGAGACAUCAAAGUUUACAUCAAAACUUACGACCAAUAAAACGUUGAAGUUUAUGUCCAACAAGACUUCAAAAGUUACGUCCAACAAGACGUCAAAGUUUCCGAUGAAUGAGACGUCAAAGUUUCAUUCAAGCGAGAUGUCUCAGUUUCCGUCCAACGAGACAUCAAAGUUUACAACCAACGAGACAUCAAAGUUUACAACCAACGAGACAUCAAAGUUUACAAUCAACGAGACUUCCACGUUUAUGUCCAACAAGACGUCAAAGUUUCCGAUGAAUGAGACGUCAAAGUUUCAGUCAAGCGAGAUGUCUCAGUUUCCGUCCAACGAGACAUCAAAUUUUACAACCAAUGACACAUCAAAGUUUACAACCAACGAGACAUCAGACAUUGGGAUGCUCCCGAACAGUUACUCGAUAUUACCGGCCAGGAACUGUCCACUGUCCACCUGCCUCACCUCAAACCUCGGCUCAUCCCUACAACACGGGGACGAGACUGCGGGCAAAGUUACGGGCGACCCGGAAGGCUUUGGGAAAAAACGAUGACGAGCUUGCUCAUCCUCCUCAUCCAAGCCCCCCUCGUUAAAAAACUAAAAAACUCAUACGUGUUGUCAUGACAACGCUGUUUAUGUCUUCUUCAGGGGGGCCUUCAUUACUGGCAUGAUGAGUGUGUGUGUGUGUGUGUGUGUGUGUGUGUGUGUGUGUGUGUGUGUGUGUGUGUGUGUGUGUUUGAAAUUCAAAGCUUUUUUCCCCGCCAGUUGAUGCUUUUUAUUCACCACUACCAUGUACACUUAGACUUAGACUUCCUUUAUUGUCGUUCAAAUUAGAACUUUACAGUACAGAUGAGAACGAAAUGUUGUUGCAUGUAAAUGUGUGUAUUUGAAUUUUUUUUUUUUUACAUAAAAUGUGUGUGCAUUUUAUUGUUUUUAUACAUACAAUAUGUACUUUUAUAGUAAACAUUUUUGUUACAAUGUCAUUGGACAUUGGUAUUAAAAAGGUAGAAAAUGUGUACAUGUCAGUGUAACCUCGGUGACAAAACCCCAUUAAAUAACCCCAUUUAAAUAUACUCUCAAAACCCCAUUGAAUAUUCUUUCUAAUUAAAUCUUCCUAUUUAAAUAUCAUUUUAUUUAAAUAUCCUUUCAAACCCCCAUUGAAUAUUAUUUCUAAUUAAAUAUAUUUCUAUUUUAAUAUUUUACUUCAAUAUCCUUUCUAUUUAAAUAACCUUUCAAAUCCCUAUUUAUUUUCGUUGUCUUAGCUGUCCAUGCGUCAUUACGUCACGCGGUCACAUGACCGCAUGCGUCAUUACGUCAAGCGGUCACAUGACCUAUUGCGGGAAGCAUAAAAUCCGGUAGUAGGCUGCUUCCAGGAAGAGCGAGAGGGUGACGUUGCUGCAGGUAUGUGACUCGAUUUUGACACUUUAAUUAUCAACUAAGCUCUUUUAACUGAAAUGUAAUAAUGUCGAACUGCAGGAGCCAACUACUGAAGCCGUGGGUCGUCGUGCGAGGGUGUUUAAGUGUGAUUUAUCUGCGGAAUUGGACAUGUUGGAUGGCGAGCUAGAGUCUGAAGCUUUAUGCCUGGAACUGAAUCCACCCAACCGAGCCCCGGGUUGGGUACGAGGCUCCUCAGCACCCGCUCUGUUCUUUCCCUUUUAGUCUUCCAUAACGCAACAUGUUCAUUUCUGUCCUCCUGAACUUUCACAUUUACUCUGUUGCCUUCACUAAAACCCCUCUGGACAGUGCCACCACAAGGUGGACUUUGCGAGGUCGUUUAAUGAAGUGUCGUGUUGCGCUUAUACCCUCUUUGGUAAAAACAAGGACUGAAUCAAGUACUGUAUCACAUUGUAAAUAUUGAAUGUUCUGUAACUUAUGUUGGAAAUGUGAAUGGCCAUUCCAAUUUCCAUGUCUGUUUGUUGUUUAUUUUUCCUAUAAUUCUUUAAUAUAAUUUGGUAGCAUUUAAACUUAAAA
Molecule: messenger RNA, 2473 nt
Organism: Nerophis ophidion (straightnose pipefish)
Lineage: Eukaryota; Metazoa; Chordata; Actinopteri; Syngnathiformes; Syngnathidae
Exons: 6
Coding region: 39-1055 (338 amino acids)
Source: RefSeq, a predicted model, not a curated record